Messenger RNA from Medioppia subpectinata, 970 nucleotides. Lineage: Eukaryota; Metazoa; Arthropoda; Arachnida; Sarcoptiformes; Oppiidae. The record is from the annotation of a GenBank genome assembly.
AGACAUAUCAGCGCCGGUUAUGAUUGAGUCUAAUAUGAAAGACAAUGUGAUAGAGAAGACUCCAUACACUCAAUUGGAGUUGCGAUGUAUGGUUAGGGGAAGACCUAAACCAGUGAUCACUUGGUAUAGGAAUAAAAAGCCAUUUAUUGUGACCGAAAAUACUGGCAUUAAAUUGGAGGACAGAAACCAAAUCUUGACGUUUACGCGAAUUCUGGACAAAGAUUCGGGUCUUUAUGAAUGCGAAGCACACAAUAGCGGCGGUACUGUUAAGCGAAGCGCUCGACUCAAAGUAGACAGUCCUGAAGACACCACUUCCGGACUCAGCACUGAAGAGAUUAUUGUGUUUGUGCUGUUCGUUGUGGUCGGAACUGUCAUGAUAUUUAUGGCCAUAUAUAUCGGCAAAAAGAUCAGACAGGAAAGGAAACAAAAGCGUGAACUCGAGUUCCUAUCGCACAAUCUCUUCGAAACGGGACAAAUAGAGAUGUUUAACCCCGAUAUGCCUCUCGACGAACAAAUUGAAUUAUUGCCUUACGAUCCCAGAUAUGAGUUUCCCAAAGAGAGACUUAAAUUAGACAUGAGAAAACAGUCGAAUCUGAUUAACUCAAAAUCUCCUAACUAUGAGAAUGUGUUUGCAGUGAAUGGUAUAACAAAUCCUAAUUAUACCACUUCUUCGCAAAUCGCGUCCAUAAAUAUAAAGAAAGAGAGCGUCCGUUACGCAGACAUUAUGCAUAAUCAACAAUCAAGCGGUAGUUAUACUAACGGUUACAUCACAACAAUCAAUAGCGCGGGUCAAGAGACGGGUCAGGACUCGAGUUCGGCCAAUGGUUCGGCCGGUGGUUAUCGCGGAGAGUCUAUACAUAAGCGAAAUAAAGACAAAUUGGUUACGACUUGUGAUUUACUGUGUUUUGCGUUUCAAUGCGCGCGAGGAAUGCAAUACUUGGCCCACAGGAAGGUCUGUCUCCACAUUUGA